AUGUGCAUCCUGAAGCUGCCAGUAGUUCUCAUUGCGCUCUCUGUUGCAUUAAACCAUCCGAAAGCUACACCUAUUGAAAGUCAUCAGGUGGAAAAAAGGAAAUGCAACACUGCCACGUGUUCGACUCAGUGCCUGAAAAAUUUUUUAGUUCAUUCCAGCAAUAAUCUUGGUGCCGUUCUCUAGCCUACCAAUGUGGGAUCCAAUAUGUAUGGAAAGAGGAAUACAGUUGAGAUUUUAAACAGAGAACCAUUGAAUUACUUACCCCUUUAG
Messenger RNA from Diceros bicornis minor, 270 nucleotides. RefSeq names its product islet amyloid polypeptide (gene IAPP). Gene Ontology annotation, molecular function: hormone activity. The record is from RefSeq and is a predicted model, not a curated record. Gene Ontology annotation, cellular component: extracellular region. Lineage: Eukaryota; Metazoa; Chordata; Mammalia; Perissodactyla; Rhinocerotidae. The transcript has 2 exons.